AUGCCGUCGUCUAGGCGUUCCAGCAGACGCUCCCUACCCCGCCUGCCCCUGGUGCUCGCUGCCGCCGCCAUGACCGCUCCGGCCUAUGCUGCCGACCCCGUAACCCUGGGCAAGCAGACGUUCAAAUUCUCCCUCUCGGAGGUUUCGCAGUGCGGACAAAUGACUGUCACAUGGCAAGGAGGACAAGGGCCGUACCAUCUGAUCACUGUUCCCUGGAAUGUCAAGGACAGCGCGCAGGUGUUCAACGUUUCCGUCCCGCAAAAGGAUGGCAACGGACCAUGGACGCAUACGUUCGACUACAAGCAGGCCGUUGGUCAGCAAUUUGUUGCCACCAUGUACGACUCCUCCGGUUGGGGUUCCGGCGGAGUAUCAGACAUUCAAACCGUCAAGGACGGUGAUUCUUCGUGUUUGACGCCGGACAACAAGGACAUGCCGAUAGACGGGAAAGGGUUCUGGAUGGAGCCGACCAAAGUCGAGGAGUUCCUGCCGUGCACUACGGCCAGGUUUGCGUGGAACGAAAACUUCGACCUACCGGCCAACGUCGCAGGCCUCGUCCCGGCCGGCGACACCUUCGAGAUCCCUAUCACGAAAGACAAGCAGUCGGUCGACUGGAUCGUCAACGCGGAAGGCGGCACACCCAUGGUUUUCGUCGUCCUUACGAGUGGCAAGUACGGCACGGCUGGGUCACUUUCACCACUGAAGGUCGGCGCUAGCACCCAGAACGGCUGCCUGGACAGCUCCAGCCCUGGUACGACUGGCAUUCCUCAGCCGGUUGGGAGCCAGACUGCCAGUGCGACAUCCGGCUCCGGCUCUUCCCAGACCGGAACAGCGUCGCCCACUGCUUCGGGAGAUGGCUCUCAGGCUGGCUCUGGUAGCAAGUCGUCUGGCAGCAAUGCAGGCACGAUCGCAGGUGCUGCUGUGGGGUCGGCUAUCGGCGCACUCCUGCUUGCAGGUCUGGUUCUAUGGUGCUUCCUGAAGCGCCGCAAGCAGCCCAAGGACACGCACGCCGUCAGCAUCGACCUGCAGGAGACGGACGAGUCGAGCCCGAUGCGCCGUAACGCGGCGAACGCCGCGGGCUACGACGCCGACUCGCGCGACCCGUAUCUCAACCCGUACCCGAUGAGCGUCCCCGCGCCGAGCUUCCACCGUGGUAGUGUCGCGACGAGUAGCGAUGCGUCCGGCAUCACUGGUAUCGGAUCUGGGUCCGGUUCUAGCACCAACCUGACCGAGAAGCAGCGGCUGCAGCAGAUGGAGGCCAUGGCCGCUUCAUCGUCGCGGUACCAGCACUCGGCAUACGGCAUGUCGGAGGAGGUCGACAGCGAGGCCGUCGGCCCGAUCGCCAUGCCCCCGCCGUCCUACGACCACGUCUUACGCGUCACGAACCCAAGCCCGCAGCCGCCGCCCGGCGGUUCUCCCGCUAGCCCAGAGCCGCGGAGCCCAUAG
Molecule: messenger RNA, 1443 nt
Organism: Trichosporon asahii var. asahii CBS 2479
Lineage: Eukaryota; Fungi; Basidiomycota; Tremellomycetes; Trichosporonales; Trichosporonaceae
Exons: 4
Coding region: 1-1443 (480 amino acids)
Source: RefSeq, a predicted model, not a curated record